Molecule: messenger RNA, 3060 nt
Organism: Spodoptera exigua (beet armyworm)
Lineage: Eukaryota; Metazoa; Arthropoda; Insecta; Lepidoptera; Noctuidae
Source: the annotation of a GenBank genome assembly
GUUUUGACAUUACUUUGCUAAUGCCAAUUUCGCUUCGCUCAUUCUCUUUGCUGUAUUGGAGUUCAUGUUGGGUUAUCUUUUUUGCAAAUAAAUAUGUAAUCAUAAGUUUAAAGUUUAACUUGGUGUAAUUUUCAUAAGUUAUCUUUAAAAUAAUACUUUGUAUUUAGUGAUCGGUGUAACAAACAAAACAUAAACCAUGCCACGAAUUAUGAUAAAGGGUGGUGUUUGGCGUAACACCGAGGAUGAAAUCCUCAAGGCGGCGGUUAUGAAAUAUGGAAAAAACCAAUGGUCUCGUAUUGCGUCGCUUCUGCAUAGAAAGUCUGCAAAACAAUGCAAGGCGCGUUGGUACGAGUGGCUCGACCCGAGCAUCAAGAAGACCGAGUGGUCUCGGGAAGAGGACGAGAAGCUUUUGCACCUGGCCAAGUUGAUGCCCACACAGUGGCGCACUAUCGCCCCAAUUAUAGGGCGUACUGCCGCGCAAUGCUUGGAAAGAUACGAAUACUUGCUAGAUCAAGCCCAAAAGAAGGAGGAGGGAGAGGAUAUGGGUGAUGAUCCUCGCAAGCUGAAGCCUGGUGAAAUUGACCCCAACCCUGAGACCAAGCCUGCUAGGCCUGACCCCAAGGAUAUGGAUGAAGAUGAACUGGAGAUGCUGUCAGAAGCGCGUGCUCGUUUAGCCAACACGCAGGGUAAGAAAGCUAAAAGGAAGGCGCGAGAAAAGCAGCUAGAAGAGGCAAGACGUCUUGCUGCUUUGCAAAAGAGGAGAGAAUUGAGCGCUGCUGGCAUUGCUGUGCCAAUCAGGCGUAAAAAGAAGCGUGGUGUAGAUUAUAACUCGGAAAUACCAUUUGAGAAGAAGCCGGCUUCUGGUUUCUACGACACCUCCACAGAAGUGGUAGAUCCUAUGGCGCCUGAUUUUUCAAGGCUUAGGCAACAACAUCUUGAUGGAGAACUACAUUCAGAGAAGGAAGAGAGGGACAGACGUAAGGAUAAGCAAAAGUUAAAGCAACGCAAGGAGAAUGACGUGCCCCAAGCCAUGUUGCAAGGAGAUCAGCCGGCACGUAAGCGCAGCAAACUGGUGCUACCUGAACCGCAAGUCACUGAUCAGGAGCUGCAGCAGGUGGUGAAGUUGGGUCGUGCGUCGGAGGCGGCGCGCGAGUGUGCGGGCGGGGGCGGGGCGGGCGGCGCGACGGACGCGCUGCUGGCCGAGUACGCCAUCGCCCCCGCCACACCCGCCGCGCUGCGCACGCCCGCCCAGCAUCAGGACAGAAUCCUGAUGGAAGCGCAAAACGUGAUGGCUCUAACACAUGUGGACACACCCCUCAAAGGAGGUCUAAACACACCGCUACAUCAGACAGACUUUUCUGGUGCCUUACCACAGUCGCAAGCCGUCGCGACGCCAAAUACUGUGCUCAUCACACCAUUCAGGUCAUCACGCAGUGAAGUAUCGACUCCGGGUAGUUUCAACACGCCCAGUCAAGCUGCAGCUCAACCAGGUCUAACUACCCCAGGACUUCGUGACAAAUUGAGUAUUAAUCCAGAAGACAGACUUAGCACUGGCGACACACCUCAAGUUGCUAAUCAGUUGCAAAAACAGCAAAAAGCGUCCGUCCGUAGCGCCCUGUCCUCGCUACCUACUCCGCGCAACGACUAUGAGAUCGUGGUGCCUGAUCAGGACGAUGAGCCUAUGGAGAGCUCCAGCUCCGAUAUGCAGGUGGAAGACCAGGCUGAUGCCGACGCAAGGCUGCAGCAGGAACAGGAGGAAAUACGUGUGGCGGCGCUGAAGCUGCGUUCGCAGGCGGUGCAGCGCGGGUGCGUGCGUCCGGCCGAGGUGAACGCCAGCGUGGUGCGCGGCGCCGCGCCCGCGCCCGCGCUGUCCGCGCUGCAGCACGCUGAGGAACUGCUCAAGCACGAGAUGCUCACCAUGCUGCACUACGACGCGCUGCGGGACCCGCCGCCCGGAAUAGACAAGAAACGAGCAGUACAGUUACAGGCGUCGCACUUAGCGUACUUGGAACAGAAUCCGUACGAGGAGUUCUCUGCUGAGGAAUUGGAAGCCGCUAAAGCUGAGAUGAAGAAGGAGAUGGAAAUAGUGAAGGCUGGCAUGGGCCACGGAGAGCUGAGCAUGGACGCCUACACUCAAGUCUGGGAAGAGUGUCUUGCGCAAGUUCUCUUCCUGCCGGGUCAAAACAGAUACACUCGUGCCAAUUUAGCUAGCAAAAAGGACAGAUUGGAAUCAGCUGAGAAACGGUUGGAACAAAACAGGAGUCACAUGGCUAAAGAAGCUAAGAAAUGCUCCAAAAUGGAGAAGAAACUAAGGGUGCUAACAGGUGGAUACCAGAGCAGGGCAGCAUCCCUAAUCAAACAGUUCCAAGAAUUACAAGACCAGAUAGAACAAGCCAACUUGGAACUGUCUACAUUCAAGUUCCUUGCUGAACAAGAAAAAGCAGCCAUUCCACGUAGGAUAGAGUCACUAACUGAAGACGUGAACCGUCAAACUGACAGAGAAAAACAACUGCAAAAAAGAUAUUCAGAACUUCAAACUGAAUUAGAGGAUCUACACAAAGGCAGGCAGCCCAAGGAAGUGGAAUCUAAAGUUGCUGAAGAGUAGAAUAUAAAUAAUUACAUAUAUUAUUGAAUGACAGAUAGAGUUGAUUCCAAUGUGGUUUAAAUAUAUUUGAUGUUCAAUCUUGCUGAUGGAGCUUGCAUUCGUUUGUUGUAGACUGGAUGAAUUUAACAAACCACUACAGGGUGAUUAAACUAUACUUAGAUCAUGACUGAUUUGAAAUUUUUGUAAAACCUAUGUCUCGUCAAAAGUGUGUAUUGCUAGCAAAAGGAUAGAAGCCAGAGAUCAGACAGUUUUAAACUAUGUUUACAAAAAUUUCAAAACAAUCUUGAGCUAAGUACAGCAGCUAUAUUACAAUUAUAUAAAAUUUUGUUUUCAAUGUUAUGUCUUUAGUAAAGCAAGCUUCCCAUACUCUCACUCGAUGGAACUUCUAUAUGUUUUAUUGUUUCCUAUGUACUAGACUGACGAGAAUCGGAAAUAAAACGUAAUAAUAAGAGCAA